GGGGUUAGAUAAAAGUAAUAGAAUGUACUAUUUAUGAAAACUAAAAAAUGGAACAGUGGAGAUCUUGGCAUUUCUAUGAAACCCUCUCUGACUCUCUCUCACUAGCCUUCAUGCAUGUGUGCCUAUAAAUAAGCUCAAAUCCUAUACCAAACUUCACACAAACAGCAUUUCCUCAACUUUUUCUCCGGCGAUCAAAUGGAGCUCUUCUACGUCUCCCUCCUCUCCGCCUUCGUGGUGGGCGUCUCCCUCUCCCUCCACUUCCUCUUCUUCAAGGACAAACCUGCAGCCGCCGGGCUCCCCCCCGGCCGCACCGGGUGGCCCGUGGUGGGCGAGAGCCUCGAGUUCCUCUCCACGGGCUGGAAGGGCCACCCGGAGAAGUUCAUCUUCGACCGCAUCGCCCGCUACUCCUCCUCCGUCUUCCGCACCCACCUCCUGGGCGAACGCGCCGCCGUCUUCUGCGGCGCCGCGGGCAACAAGUUCCUCUUCUCGAACGAGAACAAGCUGGUGCGCGCGUGGUGGCCGGCCUCGGUCGACAAGGUGUUCCCCUCCUCGUCGGCGUCGUCGUCCUCGCAGGAGGAGGCCAUCAAGAUGCGGCGGAUGCUCCCCAACUUCUUCAAGCCGGAGGCCCUGCAGCGCUACGUGGGGAUCAUGGACCACAUCGCGCAGCGCCACUUCGCCGACAGCUGGGACGGCAACAAGGAAGUCGUCGUCUUCCCGCUCACCAAGAACUACACCUUCUGGCUGGCCUGCAGGCUGUUCGUGAGCGUCGAGGAUCCCGCCCACGUCGAGAAGUUCUCCGAGCCCUUCAGCCAGCUGGCGUCGGGGCUCAUCUCCAUCCCCGUCGAUCUGCCCGGCACGCCCUUCAACAAGGCCAUCAAGGCCUCCAACUUUAUCAGGAAGGAGCUCGUCGCCAUCAUCAAGCAGCGCAAACUCGACCUCGCCGACGGCACCGCCUCCCCCACGCAGGAUAUCCUCUCCCACAUGCUGCUCACCAGCGACGAGACUGGCAAAUUCAUGCACGAGCUCGACAUCGCCGAUAAGAUUCUAGGGUUGCUCAUUGGGGGCCACGACACAGCUAGCUCUGCAUGCGCCUUCGUUGUUAAGUAUCUCGCUGAGCUGCCUCACAUUUAUCAAGGAGUCUACAAGGAACAAACGGAAAUUGCGAAUUCGAAGAAGGAAGGAGAAUUGCUGAAUUGGGAAGAUAUCCAAAAAAUGAAAUAUUCAUGGAAUGUAGCAUGUGAGGUUUUAAGACUUGCGCCGCCUCUUCAGGGCGCUUUCAGAGAAGCCCUAUCAGAUUUCAUGUAUAACGGCUUCACUAUCCCCAAGGGCUGGAAGAUCUAUUGGAGCGCAAACUCAACCCACAUAAAUCCGGACGUCUUCCCGGACCCUAAGAAGUUCGACCCGUCAAGAUUCGAGGGAACGGGCCCCGCCCCGUACACGUUCGUCCCGUUCGGGGGCGGGCCGAGGAUGUGCCCCGGCAAAGAGUACGCCCGAUUGGAGAUCUUGGUGUUCAUGCACCACCUAGUGAGGAGAUUCCGGUGGGAGAAAAUCAUUCCCGAUGAGAAAAUCGUUGUAAAUCCGAUGCCCAUUCCGGCCAAGGGAUUGCCUGUUCGUCUUUACCCUCACAAAGAUUGAAUCUUCACCUAUUAAUUAGCUUGUAUGAUCUCUUGUAUUAAUUUGUUAAUGUUUUGUUCUAAGAAUGAUCACAUCAGGGCAUGUGCUUUCUUUUAUAUGUUUUCUUCAAAUGUCUAAUAAACCAAUUUAAGAAAGUGAUUUAUACUCUA
Molecule: messenger RNA, 1784 nt
Organism: Salvia miltiorrhiza (redroot sage)
Lineage: Eukaryota; Viridiplantae; Streptophyta; Magnoliopsida; Lamiales; Lamiaceae
Product: beta-amyrin 28-monooxygenase-like
Exons: 3
Coding region: 196-1635 (479 amino acids)
Biological process (GO): sterol metabolic process
Molecular function (GO): heme binding; monooxygenase activity; oxidoreductase activity, acting on paired donors, with incorporation or reduction of molecular oxygen
Source: RefSeq, a predicted model, not a curated record